This is a messenger RNA of Telopea speciosissima, 1321 nucleotides long. Its product is annotated as galacturonokinase. NCBI's taxonomy places the organism in Eukaryota, Viridiplantae, Streptophyta, Magnoliopsida, Proteales, Proteaceae. Bases 92 to 1321 code for a protein of 409 amino acids. The transcript has 15 exons. Gene Ontology annotation, biological process: galactose metabolic process. Gene Ontology annotation, cellular component: cytosol; cytoplasm. Gene Ontology annotation, molecular function: ATP binding; galactokinase activity. The record is from RefSeq and is a predicted model, not a curated record.
AUUCUAUUUCUGGGCUAAUAUUGGGAGAGAAGUAGCAAUACCACAUUUUGAAAGAUCUGCCUAAAUUCUUGGGUAGCUUCAAAGAGUGACAAUGAAGAUGGGAGCUUCAUCUUGGCCUUCUGAAACAGAGUUGGGUGAAGUAAGAAAGAAGGUAGCGGAGAUGAGUGGAAGAAGUGCUGAAGAGGUCAGGGUUGUUGUUUCUCCAUAUAGGAUUUGUCCUUUGGGAGCCCACAUUGAUCAUCAGGGUGGAACUGUUUCAGCUAUGACCAUUAAUAAGGGUAUUCUACUGGGUUUUAUUCCUUCUGGCAACUCUGAGGUUUGGCUUGAGUCGGGUCAAUUCCAUGGAGUAGUGAGAUUUAGAGUUGAUGAAGUUCAGUAUCCAAGGCAUGCCAUUCGGAAGAAUGACAACAGCCAUGCAAUUGAUUCAUUCCAGGUCCACGAAGAGUGCAAUUGGGGGACCUAUGCUAGGGGAGCACUGUAUGCACUGCAGAUAAGAGGGAACAAUGUCACACAGGGUAUCAUAGGAUUCAUCUGUGGUUCCACGGGAUUUGAUAGUUCAGGGCUUAGCUCUUCAGCUGCUGUUGGGGUGGCUUAUCUCUUGGCCCUUGAAACUGCAAACAAUUUGAAUGUAACACCAACAGAAAAUAUUGAAUUGGAUCGGAUAAUUGAAAAUGAAUAUUUAGGUCUAAGAAAUGGUAUUUUGGAUCAAUCGGCUAUACUACUUUCUAGUUAUGGUUGCCUAACUUGCAUGAAUUGCAAGACCAAGGAACACAAGCGCAUCCACCCACCGAAGUCCCAUGAAAUCGAAGAAUCCACGGGGAAAAAGGCAUACAAGAUAUUAUUAGCAUUUUCAGGCUUGAAGUAUGCUUUGCCGAAUAACCCUGGAUAUAAUCGCCGGGUUGCUGAAUGCAUGGAAGCUGCUCAGACUCUUUUAGAUGCUUCUGGGAAGGGAGAUCUGGAACCUCUUCUUUGUAAUGUUGAAGUAGAAGCAUACAGGGCACACAAGUACAAAUUAGAACCAAAUCUAGCUAGAAGAGCUGAGCAUUAUUUUUCUGAGAACAUGCGGGUUGCAAAAGGACUUCAAGCAUGGGCAUGUGGCAACAUAGGGGAAUUUGGAAAGCUCAUUACAGCUUCUGGUUUAAGUUCCAUCCAGAAUUAUGAGUGUGGUUGUGAGCCAUUGAUACAGCUAUAUGAUAUCCUUUUGGAGAUUCCCGGUGUGUUCGGUGCACGGUUCAGUGGUGCUGGAUUUAGAGGUUGUUGUCUUGCAUUUGUAGAAGCUAAUUCUUGUAUGAUGAUUGUGAUUGAGUUAUCCUCGUUCUGA